Molecule: messenger RNA, 3734 nt
Organism: Trichobilharzia regenti
Lineage: Eukaryota; Metazoa; Platyhelminthes; Trematoda; Strigeidida; Schistosomatidae
Source: the annotation of a GenBank genome assembly
UGCGCGCUGUUCAAGCAGACAAGGUCAGGCCUAUUUGCUGACGUUUUCUUGCUCAUUGGUGGUAGUGUCUUGUCUUUAAUGUCUGAAGUAUUUUGAUUUUUCUAGUUCCUACACUUUCUGUCUGUUGUAAAUAACAAAAGACUAGUGCCGUGGUGAACACAGGACCUCUACAAAUCUGAUGCAAUUUGUCUCACAUGUGAAUAGGGACAAGUCUGUUCUUGUUCAAUAUCGGCUUUUGUUGUGCUAUGCACCAUAAAAUCAUACGGGUAAACUUCUACUCUGAUUGUGUUCAGAUUAGUUCUCGAUGAGUCUUAGAGAAAAAUCGUGCAUUGACCAACUUAAAUUGCGCUAUUUAGCUGAUGUUGUCUAAUUACAUCUCUAAUUUGUCUGCUUCGAGUUGCCCCAGAUAUUUUUAUUCGGGGUUUGUUUUGUGGCGUUGUUGUUAUUUACUCCUCUGCAGUUUUUACAAAACUCCGCCUCUAUAGAGUAUACUGGCACUGACUUCCAGCGCAUUGCAGGAAGUUUAGGGCAGACAGCAGGUAACUGUCCGCAAUACACCCGAUGUUGCCUCGAAAUUUCUGCACUAUGCCAGAAAAAAAUGCUGAAUGGGGUGUCUUAUAUUUUUAGGUGCUAUCCUCUCAUGUUUUAAGUCAUAUUUAACUUCUGUAGUUACGAAUUUAUCUUGGGAAAUAUUUCAGUUAGAAAACUGUUGUGAGAGACUAAUGUGUCAGCUUACAGUUCAAAAAGGCAUGUAUGUAGUAACCGUAACUUGUGGUUGCUGAAUAAUUGCACCAGCAUAACUCCUACAGCCUACAAGCAUUGCUGGUAACCCCUCGCACACUAGUUGUGUUAUUAUGGCGGCAGCUAUACAGCAUACCGUUUAUAAGUAGAUAUUGCUAUACUCAACUAGGCAUUGAAUCUUCUGUACUGCAGACACCCUUUCCCAUAGGAGAGCAACACUGCUCGGAUACCAGUGACGCAGUUAAGGCCAUUGAUAAGACACUACGCAUACUUGAUGCGUCAUUGUCGGUAAGUGAAGGUCAUUCGUCGUAGAGUAACAUCAACGGUGACUCAAACACUGACGUUAUUCUUUCUGUCUCCGAUAAGCGUUUAGGUAUCUAUAACGACACGGUGCCGGGAGGCUGUAACACCAACUCACCUAUUUCUGCCUCAAUGAAAGAGCGUAGUAAUAGUCGUAAAACCACAGUAGAGGGUGCCGCUGAACAGGUAUAUUUAACCUUUCCUACGACGCAAGUGGAUGAGUAAUCACAGUUAGGUGACAAAAGGGUGUCAGUGAAAUAUUGCUUUGUAGUCACUCGCAAAAAGCGAGUCGCUGUAAGGGAAUACUGUCCAUGAAGAACGGGAAGACACUAUUACCCCAUAGCAAUAAAGUCAGUUUAAGCUAAAUGAUCUCUCUGACCCGUCGCUCAUCCUCCAUAAAGUGGAAAAAUCUAUGGCUUCAGACCCCAAAGCUAUGUUUGAACAAGACUUCAACCUAGUCAAACCAUUCUUAGCUGAGCUAUUCCCAACAACGGUAACUGGCAUGACCAUGCAUAGCUUAUAAAGGAUGGAUCAAAGGUUUGACUGUACGGCAGAUUGGUCGGUGCGUCUUCGCUAAGUUGUUCUGAAUUAAAAAGCUUAUUAAAAAUGGAUUGGGAUAGGCUUCAUGUCUUUGUAUUCUCAGUCAGUGAAUCUGAAUCUGCAUAAAUGCCUCUGAUCCGAACAAAUCAUAUUUGUCAAUUUGACACAAGGUUAGAGACCGUCUCCUUGAUAUAAAACAGCAAGCAUAAAUCAUACAAGUGUGGGAAACAUCACCUUACGAAUUCCUGUGUAUCUGUAUAGAUAUACAUACCAUAUAAAACGUGAGUAGGCUCACUUUCGGUUCUAAUCAGUGCCCCUCUUCUAUGCGUAUUUGGAUGUUAAUGAUUUUAAACUUAGAAGCCAAGUAAACGUUUUGGCCAUUUCAUAUCUUUACUUCCAUCUGUGAAGAUACCUAAUUCUGUAUGCUAGAUAUGAUGUUGAGUGAUAUAAAGUUGCUUGCAAUGAAAAAAAAUGGUAAAAAGAGGUGGGUUUGUCAUAUAUAUAUAUAUCUGUAUGUCUAAAAGAACUUCCUGCUAACUGUCUGUAGUAUCCGUUUGUUAAGAUACCUUACGAGACUACUCAGUGCUUCAAAUUAUGAAGCAAUAUUGUAUUUCCAAGUUUCAUUUUCUUCCACUAGGUAGUCUGUGGUUUAGCAGUUGUUUCAUUGGAUAGACAUGAACUCUCGUUUCAAGAGCGUGAAAAUUGUGAAUAGUAUCAUUCAUAUUAAAAAUUCACAAACUUUUUCCCGAAAUGUGACUGAAGUACCCGUGAUACUACUAUGUGGAUUGAAGGAAAUUGACUACGAUUUAUGAAGUUGCUUACUCACUGUAAUGUUACUCAACAACCGACUGCAGUUCCAUGCAGCUAGUAUUGAGCCACAUAUUGUGUGGGCGCUGGUGAUACUACAUGAUAACCCAAACAUCUUCAGGUGAGCGUAGUUUGAACAUGUUACGUACUGAUUGGAAGUCGAGUGCUUAGAUCAUUAAGCUGUAGUUUUCGUAGUAGGGAGUAUUUAAAAUCCGUCCGUUGAGUACUUUGUGACCCCCGGUCUUAUUUUAUACUUUCAACGUAAAAAACUGAGAAACCAUGAGUAUGAUAUCACAGUUUUCCAUUGUCUUUCAACCUCUGUGCAAAUUUUACCAGAUAGUAUUGUUCAACAGUACUAAGCUGUAUUUGAUUCUUUGAACUAGAUAACAUGGCUCUCCAGAAUUUUUUUUGUGUUGAUUAUUGCUGGGUGAUUUCCUGCAAGACAAAUCAAUACAUACUUUUCUGAAUCUUUACUUCUGUUGACAAAUUUCUUUCCAAUUCUGAGAACAAUCUUAGUCCUAAAUUGUAGUCUAAAUUUCUUUAUUACCCAUGCGAAUACCAUGUAUUAAAAUGCAACUGAAUAAUCUACCCAAAAGAACAAUCUCACAAAACGGUAUCAAUUAUUACUGCCGGAUUGUUUAUAGAGAAGCUAAACCACACAGAGAUAAGAAAUCUAGGGAGAAGUCUCAGGAUAAUUUAUCGCGAUAUUUAAAAGAAAAUAAAUCUGAGCGUUCGGGAAUUAAUUGAUUUUUUUGUGUGGCCAUAUUUAGAUACUCGCUGAGGUGCCAAGCCAGUAUCUUCUGGGCAGCUGAUAACAACUUCUAUCUUCCAAUAGAACACAAACUGCACACUUAUCUAGAAUAUAACGGUAGAUGUGGAUUAUUACUAUUAUUGGAUAUAACAUACUAAUAUUCAUAUUAUGGAUAUGUUUUAUUGUUAUCGCUGGCCGCAAAACAAUCAAAGUGAAGCAUCCAGUUCUCGUUGUUGUUGCACAUCCAGAUGACGAAUCUAUGUUUUUUGCACCCACUAUACUCAAACUGAUAUAUACAGGAUACCAUGUCGAUUUGUUGUGCGUCACAACUGGAAACUACGAUGGACUUGGUGACGUCAGAAAGCUUGAAAUGAACAGUGCUGCAAGAAAAUUGGGAAUACGACGUUUAUCAAUCAUUGAUUCAGAAGGACUUAAAGAUGGACCUGCUUCAUCGUGGUCAGAAAAAGAACUCACUGACAUCAUUUCCAAAACAUGCUGCGAGUUCAGGUCUCAGUCGGUCAUAAGCUUCGACAAAUUAGGUGCAGUUUCAAAGUGUCCCAAUAACUACUUACACGAUGAUGAGACCAUGGUUUAA